AUGGAUUUUGAAAAAUAUGCAAGUGACUUUCUUAAUGGCACGUCUCUUCAAAACUGGUGCAUUUUAAAUUUCUUCGCUAUUUGGAAGGCUGUAUACAAUUCUCCUCCAAUAGCAAAAAAGAUAUUCUUGAUUGAUUCAAGCGAGUACUUGAGAAGACGAAUGAUUCCCCUAUCGUGUAUGCUGGCGCGAGGGCGAAAGCCACCAAAUUAUUCAAGAGCGCCGAAGAGAAUUUUCAAAGAAAAGAAGUUCUUGACUUUUUUUAUGAAAUUGACCGAAAGUGGGAAAUUAAACAUUGAUAUCGCAAAGGUUGCGAUUUCGAAGACUGCAACUAUAAAGCUAGUGGAUACAUUAGAAACUGAAUGCGGAGCAAAGACGAAAAGGCCUCAAGAUGAAGCCCAAACGGACAACCACCAGAUGGACAGCAACGAUGAGCGUGUCUAUAAGAGGGGCACAAUUGUAGAUGAGUUGGCGAAUCAGAUGAUGAAAGAUCAACAAAAAAAAAGUAGAACUGAAGUUGUUGAGGAAGAACAGAUUUCUAACAGUGCGGCUGAUAAUCUUUCAACAAAUGGAGUUGAAGAUGCAAAUGAUAUUCGAAUCCAAGGCAUUUUGAGCAAAGAAAUUCGGGUUGAUGAAAUGACCGUGGAAAUUGUAAAUAUUUUCAACAAUUUCAAGAGCAACAACCGCCAAGAUCUGCUAGCACACAAAGGAGUAAUGGACAUGACGCCAAAAAGUGUUUUUGUGAAACAAAUCCCCGACGAGCUUUACAAAAAAUAUCUUAUGUCGCUGGAAUCUUUUGAUCUUUUGAUUCCGGAAGAAACGCAUGAGUUUCUUGUUAGUUUCUUUGAACAAGAUUUGACAUGCCGACAGUGGUCAGAUGCCGUCGACGCUCUCGACAAUUUUCUGCAGGCUUUUUCAUUAGAAUACAUGAAUCCCUUACAGAACGCUAAAGCAUUGGAGGCGCCUCACUUGAACGAUUAUAUUCAUCCCUGCUUCAAGGCCGCCCUUUGGCAAUGUGCAAACGUCUACUAUGAAUUUGGUGAAAUCCCUUCCGUUCAUCAUGUCGGACAACAGAAGGGAGAUGGAUCGGGUCUGACUGUCGAUGCGGACAAAUACGAAAUUGUCUAUGUUGAGGGCUCGCCCAGCCAAAGUCGAAGAUGA
Molecule: messenger RNA, 1158 nt
Organism: Ambispora gerdemannii
Lineage: Eukaryota; Fungi; Glomeromycota; Glomeromycetes; Archaeosporales; Ambisporaceae
Source: the annotation of a GenBank genome assembly